AUGCCAUACUUAUUGUUACUACGUCAUGGACAAUCACAGUUUAACCAAGAUUCCAAAUUUUGCGGUUGGAUUAAUGCACCCCUAACGGAGAAAGGUGAAGAACAGGCAUCCAAUACAGCUCUCAUGAUAGAAUCGCAUUCAUUGACAAGGGACAUUUCUCUUCAUCUAUGUGUCACGUCCAGAUUGCAGCGUGCCGUUGAAACUUCAAACAUCAUCUUACAGAAGAUGGACCGGCUAGAUAUGGAUGUCAUUAAAACGUGGAGACUGAACGAGAGACAUUAUGGGUCUUUCCAAGGGAAGAGGAAGAAUGAGGUGUUGCAGGAAUAUGGACAAGAGCAGUACAUGUACAUCAGAAGAGCCUAUAACGGGUGUCCACCCGAAUGUGAUGUUACGAGUGAUGCCUAUAGAGACACAUUGAAGAUUGCGAGGUUUGACAACGAAUUGAAGACGCAUCCGGAACUAGUACCACGGUGUGAGAGUUUAAAGAUGGUCAUUGAGAGGCUAGAUCCCUUUUGGAGGAACGAGAUUCUCUCCACAAUCAAAAGGAACGAAAACGUGCUAUGUGUUACACACGGAUCGGUUGUACGAGCAAUGUUAAAGAUCCUCUACGAGCUAACUGAGGAUGAAGUGGAGCACUUGAACAUUCCGAACGGAAUGCCGAUUCUCAUUGAAAUAGACGCCAAAACCCUAAAGCCAGUGGGUAAGCAGUGGACGUACCUCGAGCCGGAGAAGGCACGUUUAGAGGCAGAACGGGUUAAAUUGGAAGGUAUGAAUCACUGA
Molecule: messenger RNA, 780 nt
Organism: Pichia kudriavzevii
Lineage: Eukaryota; Fungi; Ascomycota; Pichiomycetes; Pichiales; Pichiaceae
Exons: 1
Coding region: 1-780 (259 amino acids)
Biological process (GO): glycolytic process
Molecular function (GO): intramolecular phosphotransferase activity
Source: RefSeq, a predicted model, not a curated record